Molecule: messenger RNA, 1088 nt
Organism: Drosophila serrata
Lineage: Eukaryota; Metazoa; Arthropoda; Insecta; Diptera; Drosophilidae
Source: RefSeq, a predicted model, not a curated record
UCUCUCACGCCGCACUAUUCGGAAGAAGAAACCCCAUAGAACCAAAAAACCGGCACACCAAACACACCUUCAAGCCAACAUGCAACAUUAUGUACUUCGGACUUUGGCUCUUUGCAACAUAAGAUACGGCCAGAGAAUAGCGAUAAAGUGCAAGUAAAAUGAAAUAGAAUAAAAUGUCAGCUAAAUGGAUAAUUGGCCCUAGUUCUACUUAGAGUCUGACAUUUGGUCAGUAGCUGUGAACAGCCAGAGGCGAGCGGACGCGAUUUCCAAAUAAAAAAAAAGGAUAACAAAAAACUAAAAACUACAAAACAAGCGAUACCAAAAGCGAAUCAGCUAUUAGUUACAAGAAACAACAAAUUCGGGAUUUACUUAACAUAUCCUUAAAGCGUUCAAAAUGAAGAACUUUGAAUUCUUAAGCCUGUCCUCGGUGGGCAUGAGCAUAGCCUGUAUGGAAGUUCUGAUAGCUCUCAGUGUCCUGGCACCUUCAAGCUAUUACCUGUACUUUGAUUUCGUGGACAUUGAAAAAUGGGAGCAUUCUGACGAAGUAGAGGCUUUAACGCCAUUCGGAACCUUCUUUUCCACCUUGGUGGAUUAUCUGUGGGUGCGAGAGUUCUCGCAAGUAUUCUACAUGACAGCAACUCUUAUAAUUUGGGUGAAGGCAUUGAUAAAUCUAAUGGUGGCCUGCCUUCUAGUCGAUGGCAUCAAGCAGAAACGACUUGUAUGCAUUGCCCCCUGGUUGAUCAAUGCAUGCCUUUCAAUGGUCGUUGAGACGGGCAUUUUUGUGAGUCUGGAGCUACGAAUUGACGAAAUUGAUGCUGCCGUGGAUCGUAGAAUAGCAAGAAGUUUGAUUUUUGGUAUCUUUAUAGUGUUAAAUGCACUAUUUUGUUAUGGUAUCUAUGCUCUGUAUCGGAAGCUAAAGAAGUCAUCGCCCAGUGAAAAUCUCGAAGUUAUUCCCCAGAGCCCACACACAUUCAAUGCCUGAACUGAUUUGGAUUCUUGGUAUAUCCUUAAAUCUUAAACUAAAUGUCAUGUCUCACACUUCAAUGUUUUGGAAUAGGUAAAUAAAAUGAUAUAAAUACUAAAUUUAA